AUGAGUACUAAUACACCAACAACAAAUACACCCACUGUUUCAAGUGUUACAGGUGGAACACCAAUUAUGGUUGGUCAAUCAACAUUAUUAAAUUCUACAUCCACAACACAAAUGGUACCACAAUUAACAAUGAAUAAUCCAAAUUUAAUAUCAGCUGGAAUGACACCAAAUUUAACAUUAUCACCAAAUCCACAAUCUAUAAUAUCACCAAAUAAACCACCGAUUGCAUUGUCAUUUGGUAAACCACUACCAUUGCUAUCAUCAUUAUCAUCACCACCAUCAACACCAAAUAAACAAUCUUCAUUACUAAAUACACCGGUGCCCGUCACCCCACUCUCUAAAUUUAGUGGUUCAUCAUCCACACCCUAUAAAGCACGUACUGGUAAAUCAUUCUCAUCAUCACAAGGUACACAAUCAUCAUUACCACCACUUUUACAACAAUAUCAAAAUAAUAAACCAGAUGCAUUCCCUCACCAAUCUUUGUUAUCCUCUUCAAAUUUAGUUUUAUUAAAUAUUUCAAAACCAAAAAGAACCGCCUCACAACUGUAUCAAUUAGCCAAUAGUGAUAGUCCAACAUACGAUAUACAAUCAACAACUGUCGAAAAUAAUUCAAUUCUACCAGUUAAUAAAAUUCCAAAAUCUCCAAAUCCACCCAAAUGGUUUUCAUUCGAAGAGGUUAGUAGUUAUGAAAAACAAUCACUCCCAGAAUUUUUUAAUAGUAGUAGCAAAGAUAAAGCCGAAGAAAUCUAUAAAAAGAACAGAAACAUUCUAAUUGAAACAUAUCAAAAGAAUCCAUACCAAAACAUUUCAGUUACCGAUGCAAUUUCACUCACAUCAACCAAUGGAAAAGACAUCAGAUCACUUGUUAAACUGUAUGACUUCCUUGAAUACUGGGAUUUAAUUAAUUGUUUCCUUAGCAAUAAUAGUGGUUACUCUGCCAUAUUCAAUCCAAUUAUAUUUAGCCAAUGUUUUGACUACUAUCAAGAGUUUUAUAGAAAAAAGCAUAAAAAAGAAGAAUCAAUUGAUGAUAAUGAUCAAGAAAUGAAAGAAAAAGAAAAUAAUAAUAGUGAUGAUGAAGAGGAAGAAGAAGAGGAGGAGGAGGUUGAAGAGGAAGAAGAGGUGGUAGAAGAGAGUGAGGAGGUUCCAAAAGUCGAUGAUAAUAAAGAAACAACCGUUAAUAAGGAUGAAACUGCUGAAAAUAAGGUUGAGAACGAAGAUGAUAAGGUUAUGAAACAGGAUGAUGCUAAACCAAUGGAGGAAGACGACAAAACUAAAUCUCAAGAAAAACCAUUGGAAGAAAUUUCAACAGAUAAUAACGAUAAACAAGUUGAAGAAACCAAAUCGGUUGAAGAAGAAAAGAAAGAUAAUGCUACAUCGGUAGAGAAUAUGGAAGAAACCAAACCAAUCGAAGAGAAUAGUAAAGUUGAUGAAAAUAUUGAUACUGCUAAAGAUAAAGAAGAAAAAAUUAAUCCAAUCGAAGAAGAAAAUAAAAUACCAACAGAAAAUGAAACUAAACCAGUUGAAGAGGAAUCUAAACAAGUAUCAACACCAACAACAGCACCAACAACACCAACUCCCACAACUCCAACAACAGCACCAACAACACCAAGAGCACCAGCAGCAUCAAUACCAACAGGACCAACACCACAAACCCCAACAACUCCAACAGCAACAACACAAACUCCAACAGUAACAGCAACAGAAGAUAUUACAAUGGCUGAAGUUAAAGAAGGAGAUAAAUUAAUUGAACAAGAUAAAAAAUCUGAAGAUUCAAAAGAACAACAAGAGGGUGAAGGAAACAAAAAAGAAGAAAAAGGAGAUACCAUGAAUGAAAAUAAGGAAGAAACUGGUGAAAAAGAAGAAGACAAGGAAUCAACAAAUAAAGUUAAAAAGGUUAGAAAAGUUAAAAAAGUAAAGAAAGUGAAAAAACCAGUUAAAAAAGAUUUAGUAGAAAAGAAAAAACCAAGAUUUGUAUGUAAGAAAUGUAAAGUAGAUUGUUCAUUAGCAAGAUACCAACUUAUGGCCGGAUCGAUCACAAUCGAUGGAAAUUUAAUACCAGAAAUAUAUCACCCAAUGAUUUUAUGUGCAAAUUGUUAUAGUAGUGAAGGUAUUGAAAUUUUUAAAGAUAGUUGGAAUGAUAUUUCCGAAUAUAUGGGUGGCACCAAAAAUCCAGAUCAGUGUUUAAUGCAUUUCUUAAGACUUCCAAUUGAAGAUGACUAUUUAGAAAAAAAGAUUACAUCGUUUGCAAUAAAGUCGUUAACAACAAAAGAUAUAACAUCAAAUAAUCCAUUCUCUAGUUGUUAUGAAAUGGAUACUGUAAAGGAAAAUGAAGAAAAAGAUAAAGAACCCGAACAAAAAGACAAUUUAGAAAAAGAAAAAGAAGAGACAGAAAAAGAAAAUGAAAAAAAAGAAAUUGAAGAAAAUUUACCUCAACAAGAUAAUGAAUUAAAAGAAGGAAGUAAAUCAAUUGAAAAACCUGAAAAUACAACUAUUGCAACAUCAACAAAUGGUGAUACUAUAACAGAAAAUAUAAACACAAUCCCAGCUUCAACUUCAACAAUAACAGAUGAUAAUUCAAAUAAUCAGAACAAAUCAGAAGAUACAACUACAGCUUCAAUAGAAAAUAAUAUAGAUAAUAGUAAUACAAAUAAUAAUAAUAGCACAGAUAAUAAUAUAGAUAAAAAUAAUCCUGAAAUACCAACUGCACCAGUAAAAGAAAGCGAAAAUAAUAACUCUAUUGUUUCUCCAUCAACUGUAACACCAACCACAGUCAAUGAAUCAAAUGAAUUAUCAACAUCUAACGAAAAUACAGAUAAAAAGGAACCAAAUGAAAGCUCGACUGAAAAUAAAGAGACAGUUGAAAAUAAAGAGACAACUGAAAAUAAAGAGACAACUGAAAAUAAAGAAGCUACAUCAACACCAACAAUUGAAGAUAAAAAGGAAGAGCCAACAAAAGAAAAUAUGGAUCAGGAAAUGAAAGAAAAUAUUGAAGAUAAAAAAGAUGAAAAUAAGAUUGAAAACAAAGAUGAAAAUAAAGAAUUAGAAACUUCAAUAAAUGAAAAAGAAUUAGAUGAAGAAAUGAAAGAGGGUGAAGAUAAGGAUAAAGAAUUAGAUGAAGAAAUUGAACCAGAAAAACCACUUUUCUUAAUCCCAGCUAAACCAGCAAUUCAAGCAGCCACAGUUGCAGCAUUAGAAGCAAUAAGUUUAGAAACCAAAAAGUAUUACCAACAAGAGGAGCAAGAUAUAAGAGAUAAAAUUAGAACCAUUAUCAUUUUCCAAUUAAGAAAAAUUGAAGCUAUCAAUAAAGUUUAUAUACAAUACGAGCAAAAUUUAGAAAAAGAAAAAGAGUAUUAUGCAAGACAAUUUCCUCAAUAA
This is a messenger RNA of Dictyostelium purpureum, 3375 nucleotides long. RefSeq lists its product as uncharacterized. Bases 1 to 3375 code for a protein of 1124 amino acids. Gene Ontology annotation, molecular function: protein binding. The record is from RefSeq and is a predicted model, not a curated record. The transcript has 5 exons. NCBI's taxonomy places the organism in Eukaryota, Evosea, Eumycetozoa, Dictyosteliales, Dictyosteliaceae.